AUGGGUCCCCAGGCCCGCGGGCUGGGCCUCCUCUGCUUUCUGCUCGGGCUUCAGGGAUCUCUGGCUGCAGUCUUCAUCACCCAGGAGGAAGCCCACAGCGUCUUGCACAGGCAGAGGCGCGCCAACUCGUUCCUGGAGGAGCUGCGGCCGGCCUCGCUGGAGAGAGAGUGCAACGAGGAGCAGUGCUCGUUUGAGGAGGCGCGGGAGAUCUUCAGGAACGAGGACAGGACAAAGCAAUUCUGGAUUUCUUAUAAUGAUGGGGACCAGUGUGCCUCAAAUCCGUGCCAGAAUGGGGGUUCCUGUGAGGACCAGCUCCAGUCCUAUGUCUGCUUCUGCCUUGAUGACUUCGAGGGCCGGAACUGUGAGACCAAUAAGAAAGACCAGCUGAUGUGUGUAAAUGAGAAUGGUGGCUGUGAGCAGUACUGCAGUGACAACACGGAGGCUACACGCUCCUGCUGGUGCCAUGAGGGGUACAAGCUGCUGGCCGACGGGGUGUCCUGUGCGCCCACAGUUGAAUACCCGUGUGGAAGAAUACCUAUCCUGGAAAAAAGAAAUGCCAGCAACCCCCAAGGCCGAAUUGUGGGGGGCAGGGCGUGCCCCAAAGGGGAGUGUCCGUGGCAGGCCCUGCUGACUCUGAACGGGGCACUGCUAUGCGGGGGGACCCUGCUCGAUACCAGCUGGGUGGUCUCGGCUGCCCACUGCUUUGACAAGAUAAAGAGCUGGAAGAACAUGACAGUGGUGCUGGGCGAGCACAACCUCAGCGAGAAGGACGGAGACGAGCAGGAGCGGCAGGUGGCACAAGUCAUCAUCCCCGACCGCUAUGUCCAGGGCAUGACGGACCAUGACAUCGCCCUGCUCCGCCUGCAACGGCCCGUGGCCCUCACUGACCACGUAGUGCCCAUGUGUCUGCCCGAGAGGACAUUCUCCGAGAGGACGCUGGCCUACAUCCGCUUCUCGCGGGUCACCGGCUGGGGACAGCUGCUGGACCGGGGCGCCACGGCCCUGGAGCUCAUGUCCAUUGAGGUGCCCCGGCUGAUGACCCAGGACUGCGAGGAGCAGUCGGAGAAGGGGAGCGACUCCCCCCGUGUCACGGAGAACAUGUUCUGCGCUGGCUACCCAGACGGCAGCAAGGACGCCUGCAAGGGGGACAGUGGCGGCCCCCAUGCCACCCGCUAUCGGGGCACGUGGUACCUGACGGGCAUCGUCAGCUGGGGCAAGGGCUGUGCGGCUGCAGGCCACUUCGGGGUGUACACCCGGGUCUCCCAGUAUGUGGAGUGGCUGAGCAAGCUCAUGGACUCGGAGCUGCGCCCAGGCCCCCUCCUGCGAGCCCCCCUCCUCUAG
Messenger RNA from Cynocephalus volans (Philippine flying lemur), 1341 nucleotides. It is a transcript of the gene F7, whose product is annotated as coagulation factor VII. The transcript is spliced from 8 exons. The record is from RefSeq and is a predicted model, not a curated record. Gene Ontology annotation, cellular component: extracellular region. Gene Ontology annotation, molecular function: serine-type endopeptidase activity; calcium ion binding. Bases 1 to 1341 code for a protein of 446 amino acids. Gene Ontology annotation, biological process: proteolysis; blood coagulation. NCBI's taxonomy places the organism in Eukaryota, Metazoa, Chordata, Mammalia, Dermoptera, Cynocephalidae.